AUGAAAAAGCGAAAAGAGACAGCAGAACAGCGAGCUGCGCGGUUGGAAGCGAACAGAAUUCGGAACAAACUCAACCGCCAGUGUGGCAGAUACAAAACCGGCAAAGCGGCAAAAGUCCGGCCACGCAUCGACGGCAACUCCGAUGCUGUCCUGUCUUGCCCAGGAUGUAUGGUGCUGCUAACGAGAGAUUGUCAGAGGCACGAGAUUUACAAUGAUCAGUACAGAGCAAUGUUCGUUGAGAAUUGUCGGGUCGAUCAGGCGAGUCUAAAAAUCGAGAAAACUGGUAAAGAGAAACGUCGAGAACGUCAGAGAUUGCGAAAGAUGGGACUGGAUCCCACCGAACAGUCGGACUCCUCUGAGGACAUUUUUCUGCCAGUACAUUGUGCUGUAUGUUCGACGAACGUCGCUGUGAUGGAUCAUGAUGAAGUUUAUCACUUUUUCAAUGUGCUGGAAGAUUUGGACAUUCCAGCACAUCAACAUUCGAAGCAAAGAAUUCAACAGAUGUCGCAAGGAAAGGAGAUUACUUUGUGCUUCUAUCAAAUGAACCCAGAUUAG
Messenger RNA from Ostertagia ostertagi, 555 nucleotides. The record is from the annotation of a GenBank genome assembly. Lineage: Eukaryota; Metazoa; Nematoda; Chromadorea; Rhabditida; Trichostrongylidae.